GAGCCGCGGAGCGGCGGAGGUGCGGUGGCUCGUCGCGGCCAGUCCCUGCGCGGGAAGCGCUUGCGCAGGGCGUGCUCGCAGCCCUCCGGGCUCCCGCCGCUGAGUUAAGCUGGCCCGGAGCUGAGACGACCUGAGAUCGGUCGCCGGAUUGAGUGCCCUGCUGGGAGGGGACUUGGUCCUCGCGGCCGCCAGGUGUUGCCCUUUGUAUACACCUACCCACUCCGAGCUUCAGUUUUCCUAGUGGGAAAUCUCUUUCCUCAUCAGAUUGGGGCUGUAGCAGAAGUAGCCCGAAGGGACCCUUUGCAGGUGCGGACGUAGCGAGCACCGGCCCGGGAAGCAGCCAUGCCUGUGGAAGGAGGGAAGACGGACAUGGAGAGGAUCGGCCUCUUCAGCGAGAUGAGCUAUGUCACCGUCGGCGACAAAUACGAGUCCCCAUUUAAUCGACCCUUCAAUGAAGCUGCCAGCAAGAAAAGGCAGAUGCUGCCCGGGGGGUCGAAAGUAAUGUCCAGUCUCCAGGCCGGCUACUUCGAUCCCCAUUUUGUGAGGGUUUUUGAAGGCGAAGGCUAUGUCAGCCUGAAUCAAGUGCGGAGGCGGAACAUGAUGGAAGAAGCCAAAAAAAAUCUAGGCAAAGCCUUCCUGCCCAGUAACGGAGAUAAGAAACCAUGUGGCGUGGGGAGCUACUACGGAACCAUAGGGGGUCCGGUCCCCUUCUUCAGCGCGCAGUCCAGGCCCAGAGAAAAGUAUGAGGCGCCUGGGAAGAAUCUAUACACAAACCCGGGGAAGAAAGGAACUGGAUAUGGCUACGCCAAUGUCACAAUAGGGAAACAGCCCUCACACUCGGCUGAUUUCUACGAUGCAGCAAAACAAAAUUUUAAGAAACAGAAUGAAGAGCAUCACCAUCUACUUAAAGGGGCGCCUUUCAAGCUGAAUCUUUACCCGAGAGAAUAUUUUGAUACCAAUCCUUAUUUUUUGGAGAAGCCUCUGCCACCGAUUAAGAAAGCAGAGACGAAAGCAGCGCCGGGAGGCCCUUUUAAACCCCCUUCUCCUGGUAAAAAGGCUGGUGGGAUGAAGGCAGGCACAUUUGACCCUUACCCUUCACAUUCUGCUGACCCUUACGCAGUUAAGCUGACAAAGCAGACUUUGAGCCAAGGCGCUAAGAUUUUCCACCCACCAGGUGGACCCAAGAGCAGGCCGAUUCAAAGCAUAAUGACUUUGAAUGUCAAAAAGGCACUAAAUACGAAGAACUACAAGACUGCUUCAGUUCAGUCCUAUUAGCAUCUGGAAGACAAAGAGCUUUCUAGAUCCUGACUACCAGUAACUCUUUAUCAAGUGCUAAUUAUUUGGAAAAAAUGUAAGAUGUUUGCGGAACAGAGAGCUCAAGCAUUUAUGACAAAUUUAAUCCUCCUACUCGAAUACUCUUCUUUUAGUACUAUUGAAUAAAUAGUAUUUGCUAA
Molecule: messenger RNA, 1454 nt
Organism: Phyllostomus discolor (pale spear-nosed bat)
Lineage: Eukaryota; Metazoa; Chordata; Mammalia; Chiroptera; Phyllostomidae
Gene: CFAP96
Product: chromosome 11 C4orf47 homolog
Exons: 8
Coding region: 343-1275 (310 amino acids)
Cellular component (GO): centrosome
Source: RefSeq, a predicted model, not a curated record